Knipowitschia caucasica is the source of this 396-nucleotide messenger RNA. The record is from the annotation of a GenBank genome assembly. Lineage: Eukaryota; Metazoa; Chordata; Actinopteri; Gobiiformes; Gobiidae.
AUGGGGGGGGGGGGAGUGGGGUGUGCGGAGGGGGCGGAGGAGGGGCGGGGGGGGGGGGGGGGGGGGGGCAGGUUGGGGGGGAGGGGGAGGGGACGGAGGGGGUGUGAGGGGGGGCGGGGUGGGAGGGGGGAGGGGGGGGGGGGGAGGGGGCGAGGGGGGAAAAGGGGGGGAGAGGAGGGAGGCGGGGACCGGGGGGAGGGGGGGGGGGGGGGUAAAGUGUGGUGGCGGAAAUGGAGAGGGGGGAGGGUCGGAGGGGAAGGAGGGGGGACGGGGUGGGGGGGUGGGGGGGGGAGGGAGGAAGGGUUGGAGGGGCGGGGGGGGGGGAGGAGAUGGGAGGCCGGGAGAGGGGCGGAGGGGAGGGGGAAAGGAGGGGGGGGCGGGGGGCGGGGGGAGUAG